This is a messenger RNA of Centrocercus urophasianus (Greater sage-grouse), 8151 nucleotides long. It is a transcript of the gene KLHL42, whose product is annotated as kelch like family member 42. The transcript is spliced from 3 exons. Bases 31 to 1536 code for a protein of 501 amino acids. The record is from RefSeq and is a predicted model, not a curated record. Lineage: Eukaryota; Metazoa; Chordata; Aves; Galliformes; Phasianidae. Gene Ontology annotation, molecular function: protein binding.
AGCGGCCGGGUUGGGUUGUAGGGGGUCGCGAUGUCCCUUGCGGAGCGACAGCGAAUGGAGGAAGAGGAGGGGGAAGGAGUCGGCGGCGGGGAGGAAGUGGUUCAGAUCCGGUUGGGAGACAAGUGCUACCCGGUGUGCAAGAGGAAGCUGAUCGAACAGAGCGACUAUUUCCGAGCCCUGUACCGUUCGGGUAUGCGGGAAGCAGGGCAGGGCCAGGAAGAGCAGCUGUUGCGCGGAGGGCUGAGCGCGCUAGGACUCGAGCUGGUGCUGGACUUCAUCAACACUUCCUGCCUGGCCUGGUUGGAGCAGGAGGGUGAGGAGGAGCCCCCUCUGCUAGAGGAGCUGGUGGAGGCCGCCUCCUACCUGCAGGUCACUCCCCUGCUGCGCUUGCUGCUCUCCCAGGUGCGACUGGGCAACUGUCUGGAGCUACACCACUUGGCCCAGGUCUAUGGCCUGCAGGACCUGCACGAUGCCUGUUUGGACUUCAUGGCUUCCCAUUACCACCAGGUGCUGCGCAGGCCCGAUACCCACCUCCAUCUGCCUCAUGCUCUCCAACAGCACCUGAAGGAGAGGCGGAUGAGAGGCACUGCCACUCUGGUAGCCAUUGGGGACUUCAUGGGUACCUCAUCCCUGGGCCUGUCCCCAGGCUGUCACCCACAGCCAGAGGCCCCGUGGUCCAUGCUGAGGUACAACGAGGAAGCAGAGCAGUGGCUACCCCUGGCCAACAACCUACCUCCAGAUCUGGUGAACGUGCGAGGCUACGGGUCGGCCAUGCUGGACAACUAUCUCUUCAUCAUUGGGGGGUACCGGAUCACCACCAGUCAGGAAAUCUCAGCUGCCCAUUGUUACAACCCUUGCCUAAAUGAGUGGAGUCAGCUGGCUUCAAUGAACCAGAAGAGGUCAAAUUUUAAGCUGUUGGCUGUAAAUGGAAAGCUCUAUGCCAUUGGUGGUCAAUCCCUUUCCAAUGUGGAGUGCUAUAACCCAGAAAAUGACUGGUGGAGUUUUGUAGCAUCCAUGCCAAAUCCUCUUGCAGAAUUCUCAGCUUGCGAGUGCAAGGGCAAGAUUUACGUUAUUGGAGGAUACACCACAAGAGACAGGAAUAUGAACAUCUUGCAAUACUGUCCUACUUCUGAUUCUUGGACCAACUUUGAACUCUGUGAUGUCCAUGUUCGGAAACAACAGAUGGUCUCUGUUGAAGAAACAAUCUAUCUAGUAGGAGGUUGUAUUCAUGAACUUGCACCAAACCAAAAGUCCAGCCAAAGUGAAGAUGUGUUAACUGUGCAGUCUUAUAACACUGCUACCAAAGAAUGGCUCUACCUCAAAGAGAACGCAUCAAAGUCGGGUCUUAACUUGACUUGCACUCUACACAAUGAUGGAGUUUAUAUAUUGAGUAGGGAUAUUACUUUAUCUACGAGCUUGGAGCACCGUGUUUUUCUGAAGUACAAUAUAUUUACAGACAGUUGGGAGUCACUGAGACGCUUUCCAGCCUUUGGACAGAACAUACUGAUCUGUUCUAUGUAUUUGCCUGAUGUGUGAGAUGUGUAAUGGCAUCAGGUUUUUCUUUGCAGCUCAUUAAUCAUUCUCAGAAGACAUAUUACUCCCUCUGUGUAAUUCCAGUUUCAGAAUGUAAUACCUAUGUGAUUGCAUAACAUAGGUAUAAAAUACAGAUUCUUCUCUUAAAAAGUUUCAAAAUCCAUUAUUAAGAGCAAUAGCUCUAGAAAUGGUUCUAAGGUUUCAGUUUUUCUUUUAUUUUGUAUUUAAAUUUCACCAAAUAUUGUUUACAACUUAAACAUAAAUUUUUAUGUUGGUAACUAAUGAAGGAUAUAGUUCCAAAGGCAAAACUGGUUAUUCUCAUUUUAUUCUCCAUCAUUAUAGACAACGCAGAAGAGAGAGUACACAUGGUGAAAGUGAAUAUCAUUGAAUAAAAUAAAUGCUAUGUAAAAUACUGUAUAUAAGAGAAAUCAAAAAAGGUAUUUUUUUAAAAUACGAUUUUUACACAAACUAUGUUCUAUUGAACGCAUAAUGUUAAAAAUUUCUUACACUCUCAUGUUAUUCUCUCUUCUACAGUCACAAGUGAGAGUUUCAAGGGUUCCAGCAAGUAGAUAUCACCAAGAAACAUCCUCUGAGUUUUUUUUUUUUUCAUAAAAUGCUUCACGAGGGACUGGGAAGAAUUACCUGGAGACUGAAGUUUCUAUCUGGAUUUUAGACAUUGCUUUAAUGGCAGUUAGCAGAAUUUACGGUUGCCAUUAUGACAAAGGUAAAAAGUCUGCAAAUUCAAAUGAAGGAGUUUGCUCAUCUUCCAGAAGAUAUUCAGUUAUCCUGUUUUCUGCAGUGCUGAAUAUUAAAAAUCAAAUUAUGGAAACAAAGAAACAAGUGUUAGCAGCAAGCUGCAUUGUAGGAAGAUAUACAUGAGUACACACUGCGGUGAAUCUGCAGCAGGCACUUACUGCUUGGUAACAGUCACCUAGGGCAAAAGAGGAGACUGAAUCACUUGAUGGUCAGGGUUCAUUUUGUAAACAACUUCCUUAUGACACCAGCACUAACAGGUGUAUGUGGAUGUUGACUUUCUUGUUUUACCAGUAGCCUGAUAGAUAAAACCAGUUUGCUACCUGAAGUUUGUUAGUUUCUCCAAAGAACAUAAGGGGAUAGUCGCUGUAGAUUCUCAUUUGUGUUUCCUAGAUUCUACGUAUUGCUUGAGACUCUUCUCUUUUUGGAGCUGACAGGUUCCUUCCUCCUGAAGGCCUUGGUUGUUAUCAUGGGAAGGUUUCACAACUGCAGCCUUUGGGAAAGAGAGAACCGGAUUAGGCAUAUAUUGAACAGAUUGCACUGAUGUUGAUUUUGUGCCAGCUCUUUCUCGAAAUGAUGAUAUGUUAUUCACUUGAAUGUGUUCCUAUCAAGGGGAGAUUUUUUUUUUCCCCUUUUGAAAUUCAGGAAUCUGAAUUGACUUUUGAAAAUGGAUGCCUGUUGUGCAGAGAAGGGAAAGACUGCAAUGGUUCCCUCAAGGUUCUUUUAACUCCCAUCUUUUCCAUGGUCUUGAAAUAAAUUGAAGCUAAAAGAACUAUCAGACAAUUAUCUCUCACACAUUUUGUGCUUAGGUGCAUAACUUUGAUGCUUUUGAUCAUGUAUAGCAACCCAAAUAGAAAAUUCCAGGAAACUCUGUUUGUCUAGUGUGGACACUAACCAAGGUACUUUGAAUAUCCAGAAUUAACCUUCUGGGUGAUAUUUUUGCAGUCUGGCAGAGCAUGUUAUGCUUAAGCCCCAAAUAGUGUCUGCCAUUCAUCUGUAUGCAUGAAUUUCACAAGUUUUAGCCUUUGUCUACUUGUUAGUUUUCAUUCCUUUGAAAACUUCAUGCACUGAGCGGCUGCUGUGUUAUGACAGUUGCAUCAGACCAAACAAUGGCUUUUCUACAAUGAAGAAAUAGGGUGACUUUCUUAAAAUUCUUAAGUGAUUUGUUUUUAACUUUUAUAAGUGUUUUACAAUAAAUAUAAGCACUGUUCUAUUGUCUGGUUAUAAAUUCUUUCAUCCGCAUUAUUUUACUUCCUCCCUUUUCAUUUCCGUGUAUGCUACCCUACUAUAAUCCAUUAUUAAAUUCAGAUCAAUAAUAGCGGAGGAAAUCAUAUUUGAGUUGUGGCAUUCUCUCACCUGGCAAAUUAUCUGUGAAGAACUCCCAUUUCCAGAUUUUCAGUUUAGUAUGUCUAAUCCUUUCGAACUCAUCCAUUUUGUAGAGCAGGCAUUAUUAUAAAAGCUGUGAUAUGGUGCUUUUAAUGUGGUCUUUUUCAUGAGAGGCCAUCUGAAAUCAGAAUUAUAUAUGUGUUGGUUUCAGCUUCUGAUAAUUAGGUGACUGUACAGAAAUGUGGAGGACCUGCUCAAAUGUAGAAAAGGAAAAUACAGUUUUCUAAACUGCAUUUAGAAAAGUAAAUGCAAUCAGACAGUGCAGUCAAUCUGUGGAGCAAAUUUAUCAGUAAUGGCAAUUAACUGUGCUACAGUAGCAAAUCAAAACUGGUGUUGAAUUGAGUAGUAUGAAACUAAUUAAGCUAAGUGGACUGUAUAACUAUAUGCUGAAAUAAAUAUGGUUUUUAAGCAAAAAUAACUACAGGAAAAAUAUGCAAUGGAUAUUCCUUGUAAAUCAGAGGAAAAAAUCCUACCUGUAACGGCUGUCCUUUGCCCUUUUUAUUUUCUUUCCAGCACUGUAACAUUCCGCAUAAGAUUUUGCUGAACAGUUUCUACCCUUCUGGGCAAGGAAAAAUGGUUUAGAGUUACUAGCAGUGAGUAGUUUAAUAGCUGCUUUUUAGUCAUUGGAAAUGUUCAGUGAUUUUGUGUGCUGUGUUUGCUUUCUUGGUGGGGAGAAAAAGUCCUAUUUUAUGGACAGAAAAACAACAGUUGAAGUGUAGGUAAGUUGCUUUACACUUUUCUGCUGGUAAGAUACACUUGAUCUUACCAGCUACAAAAUUCUUCAGUGUUAUCCUGAUUUCCACAUUCUAACUUACCACGUGGCCUUGGAGAUUGUUCUACCUGCUUGUGUCUUCAUUCCCUAAGAUAACACAUGAGUAGGAAUGCUCAUCAUGUAGGGACACAUGGUUUUUGUGGUGUGGCAGUGUUUGUGAGAUCUCUUGAAGGUGUGAAGAACAAAUAUCCUGCUUGUAGUAACUAUUUACUUGGUUGUUAAAAUUGUUUGAUAGGAAGUGGCAAGACAGAAGACAACUAAUAACCUCAUUUUGGUCUCUGCUAACUAUCUUCAUUUUGAGCUGAUGGCUACUUCCUAUCUGUUUCUUCUGUUUCUGUCACCUACUAGCUUACAGUUUGCCGAAGUUUCUUAGAGUUGGUGUUCUCAAGACUGUAUCCAAAUUUAGAACUGCUGCUUUCCUGCCGUGGCUUGGUUAUCCAGUACUUGCACAUCCACUUUUCAUCUUCAUGGACUGAGUCUGCUUGAUACUAGCCAGUAACAGCUGACUAUAGUAAAGGAUGAUCCCAAGUUGAAAGAAAGAAUAACAGGAAGAACAACAGCCUCUAAGUCCUGAGGGAAAGGUAAAUGGAAAACUCUGGGAACUUUAGUCUGUUCCCAUAAAAUAGAGAAGUGUUUAGAAAGGUUGCUCACAUCAAGCAUAAGAGAGAGCAUAAUAGUUUCUUCCUUUCCAGGAAUGGUUUGUGGUUUUCAAUGUGAAAUAAGAGUUAUGUGAAGCUUAAGUUUAAUCUCCCUGGCCAAUGUCCAUAGAUUUCUCUUUCUGCCCUGUCAGCUGAACUUUCUUUGCCUGAAUAUUUUUUCCAUUAUUUGAGUGUUUUGUUCUACAUCAGAGUCCAGACUGUUUGGAUGAAAUCAUGUGAUAACACUUUGUUGGCCUUUUCUUUUUGUUAGUCUCAUUUUCACUGGUCUGUGUCUAUCAGCCACUGAGAUGAAAAAGUGAUUUGUUACUCAAGUUUUUUUUUUUUUUUUUUUCAUUUAUUCAAUUAUUGGCUCUCAAAAGUAAAGUCUACUAAGCUACUUUUUUUUUUUUUUUUUUUUUUUUUCCCAUUUAAUCAUCAUUUUAGUGUGAAAUGCUACAGAUUCAGAAUGUGUGGAAGUUGACCCAUAUCAGUAAUGUGAGAGUGAAAGUCACAGAGUGCAGUGAUGACAGUGUACAACAUGCUUGAAGACCUACAAGAGCAGAGAUUUAUCAUCACAAUCACCCCUGUAAGAUAAGGUACAUACUGUAAACGAUGUUAAACCAGUGACAAUCCCUGGGAUACUUGUCAGUGUUACCAGUGAACUUAAAAGGAGUCACCAAAAGUCCUUUAAGGGUGGGAACUGUCAGCAUCCAUAGUAUGCUAUAUUGAUUUUGCAUUUAUGAUAAUGACCAAAGGGUGGCUCCCUAUACCUACUUAUGAACAUGAACAAAAGAUGAGUUAAAGAACUUUUAAACAUUUUUCUCUACAGUACUAACACGUUCUCAGAGUAUGUUCUCUCUCUAAUCAACUUAGAGUCUGUUUUAGUGUAAUAAUGUCUUUUUUUCACCAAAGGAAGGAUGGAGUCUGGAUUUUGUGAACUACUUGGGUAAUGCAUCCACAUUUUUAACUUGCUAUCCCAAUUAUGCAUUCUGUAUGAUUUUUUUUUCCUGAAGCUAAUUGCUAUUAUCAAUAACAUGUAUAAUGUCCUAAGUAUGUCAGUAUUUUCUACUGUAAGUAAGUUUCAGUUCCUUUAUUUUAAUUAGAAGGCUUUCAUUACUGAAAUACAGACUGUUAAAUCUUUUUAUAAAAAGAAAAUGAAUCACUGCAAUUACUGUCUCUUUCUAGUGGAAGGCAGAUUAGACAACAUCCAGUUUUAGAGUAUCCAAUUAUCUUCUGUACAUUUUCAAGUAAUACAAACUUUGAUAGGUAAGAAAGGUGCUCAGCUCUUGAGCAUUCUCUGUUUGAUGGAAACUUGUACCAUUUAACAAUAAACGCAAACUCUCUGAAUCCUUAAUCUCUCACUCCCUCACUUUAUAUUCUGUUUGCAAUUAGUGAUUAUUUGAUUUAUUGUUUCGUUUUCCACUGUCUGAUACUUUCCAGAUGUUUCUAAGGGUACGCCUUUAUGAUAAGAAGCCCUUUACAAAUAAUUUUCCAAAAUUAAGUAGUUUACUCUGCUCCACCAGUAUUUGCCUAUGAAGAUUUUACCCAGCCAUUGUAGCUGAAGAAAUACUUUACCAGGGCAAACCUUAAAUUCAUUGCUUCUACUGCACUGGAAUACUCAAUUUUGAAUUAAGAGAUACACAAAUCACAAAUCACUGCUGACAUAGGAUUUCUUCUGAAACUGUCAACUUUCUGUAUGUUGUAAGCUUCUGUCUGUUUCUGAAUUAUUUCUAGCCCUUCUUGUUCAAGAUUGCUGUAAAUAUGAAGAGUUCCUCUGCAUCUUACUCAUAAAUACUAUGUAGCUUUUAGUAUAACCUAAUAGCCUCCUUCCAGAAAUCUUCCUAACUUUAAGUUCUCACAUCUUCAAAAUUACCUAACCUAUAAACUUUCCGGUUAGCUUUUAUUUGUCAUGAUUAGAAACACAAUUAUUUAGAAUUCUGAAUAUGUUAUUGUACUUAGUGAAUGGUCUUGGUACACGGGAUUUAUGCAGAGUAAAGAUAGUAGACCCUGAUCUGUUGUUCUACAAGAAGACUUCAGCCACCAUAGCUUGAAAUGUAAAAAAGUGAUGUUACUUAUUCUCCUUUGGAACUUGGUCUAAUUUCAUUACUUACACUAUUUACCGAGAUCAGAAAAUCUAUUAGCAGUCAGCCAUUUGGAAGUGAUAUCAAAGGGACUCUGUUUUCAUCUUUGGGAAUUUUUACUGUAGUUUUCUUUUUUCUACUGGGCUUACUGUAUAUGUCUGGUAUAGCAUUCUAUCGUCUUUUUAGUAAUGCAAGAGAAAUUUUGCCUUUUAACAGGUAGGGCCUUGAUUUAUUGUGAAGACCAGAACUUUGUAAUCUGAAAUAUGUAUUUUGCUGUUAUAAAUUAGCAACUCAUAACUGCUCUGAAGCCCAUAAAAACAUAAUUUGGGGAUGGUGGGGAUGAAUAUGAAGUCAGAAAACAGAUGCGUAGAAAUAGCCAUUCUCUAACCUCCAGGCAUAAGCAAUUUUUAAAUGUGGAAGCAAGUAGAAGAAGUUUUAAAUGCUUUUAAAGUAACAACUCCCUUUUCCCUCUUCCCCUCUCCUCCUUCAACCACAAUAAUUUCUGGUAAGGCAUAUGUACAUUUGGAAGAAAAUGUUAGUGACGAGGUAAGAAUACACUGUUCUUGGGAAUAUGAUCUUUUAUCAGAACUGCUGCUUUAGCAGGUCCAGAAACCUACUUCCAGCUUCAGUAUAUCUCUUUAAGUGAUGUUUAUGAUUUUUCAUGACAUACUAUCACUUGACACACGUAAUAAUAAAUGUGACAGGAAUUACAGAAGCCCUAUUGUAUAUCUAGGAGCGAAUGCACAAUGGGCUUGAAGAAAGACCUUUUAUUUUUAUUUUUUAAAUAUUUUUAAUAGAUCUGGAUCUAAAGCCUUUUGAUCUUAGUAAAUUUAGUUUAUUUAGUUUAUUUAGAUGAUGUUAUGCUAAGGAGAGUUGGUAGUUGAAGAAUAAUAUGAAGUGUUUUUUGGUUUUCUUGGAAAAGCCAUUUCAGAGGCUUUACCAUCACAUGUUGUGCAAAGCUAUGAAUAAAGAAGCAGUAAGAACUUCA